This is a messenger RNA of Phyllotreta striolata, 3439 nucleotides long. NCBI's taxonomy places the organism in Eukaryota, Metazoa, Arthropoda, Insecta, Coleoptera, Chrysomelidae. The record is from the annotation of a GenBank genome assembly.
ACAAAACGAGCACCGACCGCUCUAACCCAACACACAGUAUCCGUAGACACGGCACAGACUGUUUUGGGUCGACGAUUCCGCGUUUUCUCGCAUAGAAAAUGUCGUUAUUUCGGGCUCGAACGUCGUGAAAAAGUGUGGAAAAGUUCGUGUCGUUCGCAAAUUCGUCCAGUGCAGUUUUCCAUUUGUGCAAUGUGCAAUAAUUAGCGUAUUUAAUUUGUAGUUUCUUAACUUUUUGGAAUAACUCGAGUGUAGGAUUAUCAAUUCCAUAGGAUUCGGUUAAGCCACAGGUUCCCAAGAUGUCCCCGCAGCGUUCCGUCGACUGUUCGUUUUUCCGCCGCCGGAAAAUGCCGAAUUUGUGAGACUCUCUCGGCUUGGGAAAAUGCUCCAAUCGUUGGAAGAGUACAUCGUCGAAAUGGAAAACCGUAGUGCCAUAGACCAAUCGCUGGCGACCAACGUCAACGAAGACGUGUGGACGCAGCUGCAGCAAAAGGAGAACGAUCUGGUUCUGGCGGCCGAAUUGGGCAAGGCCUUGCUUGAGAAAAACGAAGAACUGAAGCGCCAGAAGGACGCCAUCGAGGAGGAAUAUUCGAAGAAAUUAGAGCUGGUGGAGCAGGACAGGCACGUCCUGCGCCGGCGGCUCCACUCCAAGGAGUCGGAGCUCGACGCGCGCAUCCUCGAACUGGAGAAGGACGUCGCCGAGCUGACGUCGAAGCUCAACGCCAAGGACGGCCUGCUCAAGCAAUGGGAGCGCGACAAGAGCGGCCUCGUCGCCGAGCUCGGCGCCCAGAACGCCCGGCUCACCGCCCAGCUCAAGGACGCCUCGCACAAGGAGCAGCAGCUCUUCAGGGAGAUCGACGAGUACAAGGAGCGGCUGAUGAUGGGAAAGAGCAGCCUGCAGGAGCACAUGAGCAGCGUUACCGGUCUCAGGGACGAGUUGGAAUUGGCGGGCGAGAAGAACCGCGAACUGGAGAGGCGGUUGCAAAUGGCGGCGGCCGAUAGGGAUAACAUCACGCUGGCUUUGGAAGAAGCCUCCGAUAGGAUACUGAUGCUCGAAAGGCGCUCCAGGGAGCAGGACAUGAGGUAUCAACAGAGCCUCAAGGAAUACUCCCUACCGCAGGAGAAGCUUUCCAUAGAAGAUAGAUUAAGCGCCGGUGAAGAACGAUCUCUCUUAUCAGAAAUGGACAUAUCCGAGCCGACGUUGUCGCAGGAAUGUCUAUCGGUGUACAGGCAGCUUCGGUCGCUCGUGCAACAGCUCAAAUCCCACUCGGACGACGACAGCGGAUUGCACUCGGAUUGCUCCACUACCUCCUUAGACGAUUCCACUAGAUUUACACCCGGCAUGCUCACCGAAGUCGCCCAGGAGCUGGUGGGCUUAGUAUUAGACACCGACGUCGUCAGACUGCUGGAGAGAGUGGAACAAGCGCGGCGGGAGAUACAAGAAAGGGACGACGAGCUGGCCAGAAGAGCCGAAAGGCUCAUGGAGCUAAGUACAAAGGCUUCGGUUUGCGAGGUGGAGCUGGCCUCGGCGUUGGAGCAGCGCGACAGGGCGGUGCACGACGCCUCGGACACGUCGCUGGCGCGGGACGAGGUGGUGCAGAAGGCGCGCGAGGACCGAGACGGCGCCGUGGAGAGGCGGGUGAAGGCGGAGGUGGAGCUGGCCAAGACCAGGGUGGAGCUGAUGCAGGCGAACAGCCAGCUGCUGGAGACGGUGCAGCAGAAGGUCGAGUUGAGCCAGCAGCUGGAGCAGUGGCAGAUGGACAUGCACGAGCUGCUCGACGAGCAGCUGAGGAAUAAAUUGUCGAAGCAGGAGGUCAAAACGAAGAUGCCCAGUGAACCGGUCGUGCCUCCUAGGAGAAGAUAUUUGCUUAGGUUUUUCAAUCGAUAGCGUUUCGAAACCGCUGCGUAGGCAAUGUUAUUUUAGUUGUAAUUCGUUUAAAUUUAUAUGUUUUGUUUUUUGAUACAAACGUACCAAAUUAUUUUAUUUUUUUUUUUUAUUUUCUAAUAGUUAAUUGUUUGGAAACAUUAAUUCGAAGCAGCUGUACCACUGUUUUUUUGGUGUAUUAACAAAAAUUAUUUUUAAAUAAUUUAUUGCUUUUAUAUAAUUAUUAAUAAGUACAUUUUAGUUAUUAAGUGAUCCUAUCAUGUUCAUAUUUUUUUUCCAAUUCAUUAACUCCUUUAAUUUUAACAUAAAAACUGUGAUUUUAAUAUGAAAGGCUAUACACCUGCACUUAUUUAAUAUGUAGUACAAUAUUUUAUUAAGUAAAAUUGUUUGAUUUUUUUAAACCUUAACAAACUCACAGCCAGAAUCUACUUCAUCUCUACUACUUCUGCUACUUCAAAUUAUCCUCGUCUUCUUCGAUGAAAUCCCCAUCGGGAUAUUCGUAGCCAUGUUCGUUUUGUAGUUCAUAAUCCUCUAAAGGAACAGCAAUGCUUCUUUUAUAUUCCUUUUGGCGUUUCUUUAGUAUUUGCCUUUGCUGUAAGAACUUAUUAAACACCUCUCUCUGGGAUUUUUCAUCAUCAACAUCCAACGAAACUGAAUUGGAAUACUGCUUAAGUUUGUAACGAGCCCAAUUUUCUGUAUUCGAGUUAAUCCUGCUCCUUGAAGCCUGUUUAAUUCUGUUCAUUAUCGAUGUAUGAUCUAAACCAAACACACAGUUAGUCAUCAGAGGCAAAUCGGUAACUUGUGAUAGAUCUUCUUCUAUCGGAUGUUGUCUUUCUAAAUCUUUGAUUUUUUCUUUUGUUGUAUUAUCUAUAGGUAGCGUGAGUUGGAGUUCCGAUAUAAAAACGGACGCAGGAUCGAUGUUACUAGGCCCUUCUUCCCCGUAAUCGGCCACAGCCAGUCUUCUAUCCAAUUCGAGUAAAACACAUGCGGAUUUGUCUCGAAGAAAUUGAAUAGGAGGCACCUGUCCCAUUAGCCUCAAAGUCGACAGUUCGUGCCUCAAAGGCCCCGCUACUCUCUUUAAUAUCUCCUCCACCUUGUACAAAUCCCUGUUCUGCGUCGACCAAUAUACUUUCAACACUUUAUAGUCCAACGUGAUUUGGACUUUAACUACCUCGACUCCUAAUCCUAGUAGUAGAUGCGCGUUUUCGCCCGUAGACAUCAAAUCGGUGAUGUUUCGCAUAAAUAGCUUGUUCAAAACCACAGCUCUUCUCGAAUCGAUAACGGCACGUUGAGUGGAUAUUUCCGACGCCACUUUCGCCGAAUGCGGAAUAGUUUCAUUGUAAUAAAACUUCUUCUUCGCAUUGUGUUUUCCCAUCACUUUUCUCAUCGCGUUCGCCACUUUGUUGGUUCCGCAAAUUGAAGCUGAUGUGUGGAAAGCAUCGUAGCUUUUCAAAUUGGGUGAAAUUUGAAUGUUUCUUAACAAAUUACGACAAUAGUUUAAUGAAAACAUGAUAAAUAUAAACACUUAUUUUGUUAUUUUAAAAUUAUAAGCUAACC